AUGGUGAUGGAGGAUAGUAACCACUAUGAUGACGACGAUGAGGAUAUCAAACCAAAUGCUAAAAAAGGUGAUGAAAAUACAAUCAAAGAGUGGAGAGAAGCAUUAUACAAUUCAAAAAAGAAAUGUACAAGAGGAAAUCUAUCAAUUGCAGAAUGGGAUGAAUCAAAGAAACUAUUUAAAGUGUUAAAGCCAAAAGGAAAACAAUUUGAAUCACUUGGUCAUAGUAUUAAAGGUGUUUUACAUCUUUAUGUUGAAGAAGCAAUAUAUUUAUUAGAGAUUGGAGUAGUUGAAUUAAUAUUUAAAGGAUUACCUUUAUGUUUACAAGAUGCAUAUAAACUAUUUGAUGAUCAAUUCUAUAGUGGAGGUUUCCCAUUCUAUAAAUACCAAACAUUUCUUUACUUUAGAAAACUUGGAUUUCAUCUUGUCCGUUAUGAAGAUUCAUUAGACUACCAGGAUGAUGACACAACUAUUAAAUCAUCGUCAUCAACAACAACAACGACGACGACAUCUAAAACAAACAACUCUCAACAAGUUAUGAUACUAGAAGAUGAAAAAGAAGAUAUAUUGAAAAGAAUUAAAUUUAAUGUUGGUUGUACAAAUAAUACUACAACCAAUGGAUCAUCAACUUCAACAACUACAACAAAUAAUAAUAAUAAUAAUAAUAAUAAUAAUAAUAAUAAUAAUAAUAAUAAUAAUAAUAGUCACGAUAAUACUGAUAGGAAAUGUCAAAAUUGGUGGAAAGAGAUACAAAAUGAUCAUAGUGAUCUUGACAAUACCAAUUUUACACCAUUUAUAGAUAUGAUUGAUCAACCAGAUUAUAGUCAACCGGUUAUCAAUCACUUUCAACAACAUCUUAAAUACCUAUCACUCAAACGAAAGGAAAUGGAUACUACACAAGAAGAAGAACUCAAAUCAAAAUAUAAUAUCAAAAUAUUGGAAUCUAAAUUUAAAUCACCUAUUCUACCAAAUAUUAUAAUUAACAACAACAACAAUGCUGCUAUUGCUGGAAAAGGCAAUACAACAAUGACGACGACAACGACUAAAAUAGAGAGAAUUAAAAAUAUAGUAUCACCAAUCUUACAACUACCAAAUGAUUUAAAUGGAAAUCAAACUAUCAACUCUAUCAAUAGAAAAUUACAACUUACAUCACAAUAUUUUAUAAAACAUGAACAACAACAACAAGAACAGGAAACAGAACAAGAAAAAAGUUUGGAUGGAGAUGAAAAGAUGAAUGAUCAUCAUCAUUCAUUAUCAGAUGAUUAUUUAUACAUUGAUUACAAUGUUUAUAAACCAAAAGGUAAAUCAUUUAAGAAAUCGAAUCCUGGCAAACCAGAUUUUAGAAUCAAAAUCUACAAUAAUUUUGGGACAUCACACCUUGUUCCAUCAUUUGAAGAAUUGGCUCUUAUCGACCAAGAAUCAAAUGGUUUCGAUACCCUCAAUACAAUUCCAUUGAAACAUUUUAAUUAA
Cavenderia fasciculata is the source of this 1467-nucleotide messenger RNA. RefSeq lists its product as uncharacterized. Lineage: Eukaryota; Evosea; Eumycetozoa; Acytosteliales; Cavenderiaceae. The record is from RefSeq and is a predicted model, not a curated record. Gene Ontology annotation, biological process: tRNA-type intron splice site recognition and cleavage. Gene Ontology annotation, cellular component: tRNA-intron endonuclease complex. Bases 1 to 1467 code for a protein of 488 amino acids. The transcript is spliced from 4 exons.